UCGCGGCCCGCAGGGAACAGUCGCCUUAGCGACGCAGCGGACAUUGUGGCGCGCGGGCGGCGCACGGUGCGUGUGGGCGUGUCCCUGUGGGGCCCGCGCUCCCGCCCCACCUCAGCCCGGUCGGUCGCCCCCAGGCCCCAGCUCCGAAGUCCAGGCCUGUUGGCCCGGCCCGCGUGCCCUCCGCGGGCUGCGCAGAGCGCGGGAGCUGGUGGGAGCUGGGAAUGCCGGGAGCCCCUCGGGUAACCGCCACCGCCAGCCGCCGCGCCCGCCGCUGUCCCCGCAUCAGUCCCCGGUGAGCGCCGCUGACGCGCGGAGAUGAAAUUCCCGGCCUCCGUGCUGGCGUCCGUGUUCCUGUUCGUGGCCGAGACCACGGCGGCGCUUUACCUGAGCAGCACCUACCGGUCGGCCGGGGACCGCAUGUGGCAGGCGCUGACACUGUUGUUUUCGCUGAUGCCCUGUGCUCUGGUACAGCUCACGCUCGUCUUCGUGCACCGCGACCUCAGCCGGGAUCGGCCGCUUGUGCUGCUGUUGCACCUGCUACAACUCGGGCCCCUCUUCAGGUGUUUUGAAGUCUUCUGCAUCUACUGUCAGUCAAACCACAAUGAAGAGCCUUAUGUCAGCAUCACUAAAAAGCGUCAGAUACCAAAAAAUGGCCGCUCAGAGGAAAUUGAGAGGGAGGUGGGCCAGGCAGAAGGCAAGCUAUUCACCCACCGAUCUGCAUUCAGCCGGGCAUCGGUGAUUCAGGCUUUCCUGGGCUCAGCCCCCCAACUGACCCUGCAGCUGUAUAUAAGUGUCUUGCAACAGCAGGUCACUUUUGGAAGAGGCUUCUUAAUGACCUUGUCCCUGUUGUCCAUUGUUUAUGGAGCCUUGCGCUGCAACAUCUUAGCCAUCAAAAUCAAGUACGAUGAGUACGAAGUCAAAGUGAAGCCACUGGCCUAUGUCUGCAUCUUCCUCUGGAGGAGCUUUGAGAUUGCCACUCGAGUCAUCGUCCUGGUUCUCUUUACGUCCAUCAUGAAGACGUGGGUGUUGGUUGUCAUACUUGUUAACUUCUUCAGCUUCUUCUUGUAUCCCUGGAUCCUCUUCUGGUGCAGUGGCUCCCCAUUUCCUGAGAACAUAGAGAAGGCACUCAGUCGGGUGGGCACCGCCAUUGUGCUGUGCUUCCUCACUUUAUUGUAUGCUGGUAUCAACAUGUUCUGCUGGUCAGCUGUACAGCUGAAAAUCAACAAUCCUGACCUCAUCAGCAAGUCUCAGAACUGGUACCAGCUGUUGGUGUACUAUAUGGCAAGGUUCAUUGAGAAUGCCAUCCUCCUGCUCGUAUGGUAUCUUUUUAAGACUGAUAUCUAUAUGUAUGUGUGUGCACCUCUGUUGAUUCUGCAGCUGCUUGUUGGGUACUGCACAGCUAUUCUCUUCAUGCUUGUGUUCUACCAGUUCUUUCACCCUUGUAAAAAGCUUUUCUCAUCCAGUGUUUCCGAAAGCUUUCAGGCAUGGCUCAAGUGUGUCUGCUGCCCUUGCAGGUGGCAGAAAUCUUGUGAGUUGGUAGGAAAGGCAGACCUAAAAUCUUUCAGAGAUCAAGAUGAGACACCUUCUACAAGUAAAAUAAAUCCUGAUCCCACUCAGAUGAGUGCUAAUGCUCUAUGCUCAGUUUAAUGGGACUUGAGGUCUCUCAGGGCACAAGCAUGAUAUUUUCUCAGUUGAUAUGUGUUCCUCACACAAGUAAUGAACCCUGCACCGGGAGCAAGGCAGAAAUUUAGCUGUCAACUCCUUGUGAGCUGCUGCUCUUUAUAGAGCUCUUGGGUAUGUGGGAACUAUGGGGAGAAGCCAGGGAGACAGACCCAGUGUUGAAGAAGCAGCCUAAGGCACCACAGUUCACAGGUGACCAUGUUAUGUUCUUACAGGUCUUACUGCCUGGUUCACUGACAAAAGUCCCCUGAAGUAUGAAUUGGGAUGGUUACAUCUAUCAGAUCGAAUGAGGAGAAGGCCUUGUUUUCUAGUUUUCUGGAUUGUUAGUCUGGGUAACCUGAUGAUUUGUUACACCUCAACCAGGUUUUCACCCAAGAGCCAUCCUGAUGACCAGAGAAGAUAACUGUGAUUUUGCCAUUAGCAACAUCAUUCCUCUCAUACCACACAGAGAGGGCUAUUCAAGUUUGGUUUUUCAAUGGAGACGUUCUAUUUUCAUCUCAUUGGGGCUUUUUGUACAACCAAAUGUAGCCUCCAUGGCAUGCUCUCUGUAAUUGAUUCAAGAGACUAGAUUUGGAAAUUUUAUUCCCCAGGACCCAUAGCUGCAAAAUUUAAUUCUAAAUUUGGAUAUGGAAGCCCUAGAAUUUUAUAAAAAUUGUUUCCCUUCCAUAUGUUGUGAAGAAAUUGUUGAGCAGGAUGGUCGCUAAAACAUCUCAAUGAUGGAGGGUUGUAUAAGUAGAAUUCUUAUGUUCUCAGAAUGUUGAAUGUUUGAAGGCAGAAAUCUGCUAGAAGGUAUGCUUCAACCUAGUUAAGAUUCAUUUGUAUUCUACAUUCUGGGGAAUUUAUAAUAGAACUUUAUAGGAUUUACCUUUUUAGAACAGAAAAAAACUCAUCACCUUCAUACCCUCCUUCCCCUCUCUUGCCUGCCAGAAAGUUUCUAGAUGAGAGUUAUCUCAGUUAAGUUUUUCUAGGAAACCCUACAGAAGUCUCUCACCCAAUGCAGGUAUACAGGGCAUUUUAAUUUUCAUUAUUUGAAGGGAAAGGGUUUUUCUCACCACCAAACAUAGUGAUUGACUUCAGAAACUUUUAAAUUUUAGAAAGUAAUGAAAUAACCAGAUUUUUGUCUUUCAAAUACAUUUUGAUUUCACAGUUAUGAAUUAAUUUGAACCAAGUGCUCAGUUUUAUUCUUCUGCACCACUUUAUUUUCUGUAUAAUUUUCCCUUGCUCUGUAAUUCUAUUUGUUUCAUUAAAGAAGAGUGGGUAUGAUAAUAUAUUCUCAAUUGUCUUGAAAAAGUGUCUGAACCCAUACCAUGUAUUUCUAGCGCUGAUAUCUUGUUAAUGAAAUACCUAGAAACAAAGAACCAUAAAGAUCACACUAAUUUAGAAUGUGGACUAUAGUAAAUUUGACAAAUUUACAAAGAGGGCACCCAUUUAUGAACUUUUCUAGAUGGAAUCAGGGUCUACUUCUCUGACUUUGUGACCCUACAAAACAUUUAUUUGACAGUCACAUCUCUGAUCAUUUUGCUUUGUAAUUAUUUUGUGCUGUCAAAUUAGCAAUUUUACAAUCUGGAUUAAGACAAAAUUUGGUUAUCAGUUUUCACUACAUUCCGGGAUCUAUGAGCAAAUAGUAAAUAUUCAUCCACAGGGUAUUCCUGUUAUUUAAUAUUUUAUACUGUUCUCUAGAUAUACAACAUUCAUGUUCUUAAAACUACAGCAACUCAAACCUUACUUAGUUUAUGAGAAAAUUUUCCACAUUUGAAAUUCUCUGGGAGCCAGGUGUGGUGACGCAUGCCUGUAAUCCCAGAACUUGGGAGGCUGAGGCAGGAGGAUCAUUGCAAGUUCCAGAACAGCCUGAGCUACAAAGUGAGCUCAAGGUCAGCCUGAACUGCAUGGUAAGACCCUGCCUCAAAAAAAAAAAAAAUAGAAAACGAAAGAAAAGAAAUUCUCUUGGUUUACCAAUAUUUGUGGUUUAAUUUUGUGGGAAUCUCCAGAUAAUAGAUCUUUUUGUGUAAUUUUAAUGAAAUAAGAAUAAAACUAAUGAUUUUCUGUGUUUUCCCUCUGAAUUCAUCAAUAACUAUUUGCCCUGUUUUUAAUAGGCCUAGAUAAACUGCAACAUAUAUAAUUAAAAGAUAAUCUUACAACACAUACUUCCAUGUACUUCUCAUGGGCACACAUGCACAAUUAUAACACAGCAAAAAAAAAAAACUUUGAAAAUAUGUAACAACUAUAGGUAAAACAAUUUUAAGAUGUUAAAGCACCCUUUUUGAUUAUCUCCUAAUUAACAGAAGGCUUCUAUAGUGAUUAACAGUAGUAAGACCAUUCUUAAGUCAUUUCAACUGUUUCCUUAGAUCUGCUCAUUAUGUUGACAUCGGAUAUUUUGGAUAUUUUCACGUUCUCUUAUCAGAAAGACAUUCUUGCUUUGAAAUUUUCCAGUGGCUGUUGAUAGAGGCAGUGGUUCCCCAUUUCCAUCCAAAUUGCCUUCAGGUCAUGCCUUAUCAGUGAGGACUGAGGAUAGCUACUAGCUUGUCACUGAUGAGGCAUAUUCAGCAUUAGACAAAUACAAAGAGACUGGUAUUUUGUGUCCUAGGUUUGGAAUUUUGCCCUGAAAUCUCUCACAAAAUCUUAAUUUUUCAAGUACCUCAUAAGUCACUUGAAUUUAGAAGACAAGAAUUUAAGUGACACCAAAAUGAACUUAGCAGUGAUAGUUUGUCAUGUUCCCAAAGUGCAGUUCACACAUUUAUAUGGACAGAGAUUUGAUAACUAAAUUGGACAUUUUGGGUAGUUUAACUCGUGAUUAAUAGGUAACCUAAUUUUGAGAACAUGUGUGUGAAAUCACUUGAGAGAAAUCAUUGCAUGGUAAAAAUGAAGCUCAUGGUAAACUGAAUUUUGUGUUUUAAAAUUAUUUUGUCUGAAAUGGCAAAAUUACAGUCCAUACUAUGAAGCUAGGUUGUUCUGAAGACAUACACCCAAAAAUUUCUAUAUGUCAUAGAAGUUAAGAUAUCUUUUUCAGUUAUAAUUUGAAUUUUAAAAACUCCUAGUACUUUGUCUAAUUAUUCACAUGCCAAAACUUGAGAGCUGCUUCAACUGAAUCACUAUCAUUGGUUUGGAAGUGAAAUUGUGUCUCAAAAUAUAUUGAAAUAAGAUCAUCAAACAUGUUAGACUUGCUUUUGUUAUUACUGGAUAGAGCCUAUUACAGAGAUUGGCAUCUCCUUUUUAAGCCCUACAAGUUACUUAAAUGCUUUAUGCCUCAAUUUUCUUACCCACUAAAUUAUAAUGAUAUACUAACUAGUUCAGCCUACCUCAAGGGUUGUCAGAAAGAUCAAAUUAGAUAAUAGGUAUGAAAAUGCUUUGAAAACAUUUUUAAAAAGUACCAUACAUAGAGAUAUUAUAUUAUUCAAAUCCAUAAGCAGGUUACUAUUUUUUUACUCUUUGACAAUAAAAAGUAUCAUCAUCCGCAUGAGUGUCUGGAGUGAAUAUUUGGGCCUUUAACUUUCUCAGUAGUUGCCCUUAAUCUUACCUCCAGCUGCACAUAAAAUUUGUCACCCAAAUCUAUGGUACUUGAAGGAGAAGACCCACUGAAUUUUAGAAAGUGUUUGUGAUGGAAUAUGAAUUUAUCAUUGUAUUUCAUGAAGGAUGUAACAGCAGUUUUUGAUAAUUGUGCUUUAUAAUUUAAACAGCUGAUUCAAGGCAUUAAUUGAAUGUGAUCAUAAUCUCAGCCUUGUAAGUGGGAAAAUAAGCAUUAAGAUUGUUAACUGCAGCAUUUCCUUGGAAACCACCUUAGAAUGUUAGUGCUAUGGUUAUAAAUGUAUGUGCCAAUAUUUUUCAGCCAUUGCAUUGUGGAUGUGAGCUAUUGUGGACUGCUUUUGUGAGUCAUUCACUCAAAAAUAUUGUUUAUGUCUCAUAUAAUAAAUUAAUUUUUCAGUUUC
Messenger RNA from Cavia porcellus (domestic guinea pig), 5603 nucleotides. It is a transcript of the gene Xk, whose product is annotated as X-linked Kx blood group antigen, Kell and VPS13A binding protein. Gene Ontology annotation, cellular component: membrane. The record is from RefSeq and is a predicted model, not a curated record. The transcript is spliced from 3 exons. Lineage: Eukaryota; Metazoa; Chordata; Mammalia; Rodentia; Caviidae. The coding region runs from base 316 to 1647 and encodes 443 amino acids.